Molecule: messenger RNA, 2278 nt
Organism: Amblyraja radiata (thorny skate)
Lineage: Eukaryota; Metazoa; Chordata; Chondrichthyes; Rajiformes; Rajidae
Product: putative ferric-chelate reductase 1
Exons: 16
Coding region: 244-2031 (595 amino acids)
Cellular component (GO): membrane
Source: RefSeq, a predicted model, not a curated record
CCUCCACCGCCUCAGCCCUCAAGGUGACCCACCCGGGCCCAGUGACAGUGAGUGCCCGACCUGGGCCGUAGCCUCCCCCCUCUGAGUCAGGGGAUCCCCAAGCAAUCCCAGGCCCUCUGAGCCUUCACCUCCCGGGGGAAACUAACUCCUCAGCAACGGGAAAGCGAACUGAUGCAAAAAGGAAAAUAAACCUACCAGAAAUUAACACCAAUUAACACAAUUCUCAUCUGAUUCCACACUAGUAUGGGACUGCACAUUCGUGUUCUGCUUGCUGUGCUUUGCAUCUUUGUGGAAUCUAUUGCUGCCUAUGGAAAUGGUCAAGUGACUGUGGCUUGUGACUCCAUGAUCCCAAGGCAUGGGAGCAUUAUUCAGAAAUCACCGAGUCCUGCCAUUAUAACAGUGGACAAAAACGUGAUCAACGCUAGUGAUCAGAUAAGAGUCACCCUCACUGUGAGACAGUCUGGAACGUCAUUCCAAGGUUUUUUUCUACAAGCACGAGAUGCUGCUGACCUGAAUGUUGGACCACUUGGAACCUUUACUUUAAUUGACGACAAGAGCACCCAGCUCCUGACUUGUGCGGAUGUAAAAGACUCAGCAGUCAGUCACACAAGCUCAUCAGGAAAACACACAGUUGAGGUGCUUUGGAAGCCACCCAGUCCAAAACCAGAUCACAUCCAAUUCUUGGCAACCAUAGUUCAGAAGUUCAAUAUUUACUGGGUCAAAUUACGUGGUCCAACAGUCUCACAAGUAAAUGCUCCUCCUUUGUCAAAACAGCCUACUCCAGAGUCUCCACCGAUACUACCAACCACCUCCCGGCUGACCAAACCUUUUAACGCAACGGAUUGUGGUGAAAAGAAGUCCUGCCUACGGAAUCCCACUGGAUGCGACCCUGAGCUCGACAGGUUGUGCUUCUUCCUCGCCUUUACCGUGCAAGGCUCCUCAGUGUUUUUUGAGUUGAGUGGACCAUCUAAUGGGUACGUCUCAUUUGCCCUGUCAGAUGAUAAAUGGAUGGGUGAUGAUGACAUUUAUUUAUGUGUUGUCAAUGAUCAAAGUGUGCAGAUCAAUCCAGCCCGUUCAACCGGUCGCUCACAUCCAAUAUUGAACUCUCAGUUUCCUAUUAAUGACAUGGCGUGGAGGUUGGAAGAUGGGGUGGCCCAGUGUUCAUUCAGAAGAAACAUUCGGCUCCCGGAAUACAUUGAACGGUUUGACCUGGACAGGCAAUAUUACAUUUUCCUAGCGGAAGGGAAAGCAGUAAAUGGGAGAAUUCAUAAACAUGAUCAGCAACCACUGAUUACACAGGGAAAAGUCCAUUUACAUGGUUCUCCUAAAGAACUGAAGGGUUCGCGGUCUCCAGGAUACAUUAAGGCACACGGAUCCUUAAUGUUUAUUGCAUGGAUUACUACAUCUAAUAUCGGUGUUAUCGUAGCUCGAUUCUUUAAAUCUGUGUGGCCAACUACCACAAUGUUUGGGCAAAAGAUCUGGUUUCAGGUGCACAGGAUUCUGAUGGCAGCCACGGUGUUGUUUACAUGCAUUGGGUUUAUACUUCCUUUUCUUUACCGAGGAGGCUGGAGCCACUUUGCAGGCGUCCAUCCAUACUUUGGCUGUAUGAUCCUUAUCCUGGUGAUUCUUCAGCCGAUCAUGGCAAUCUUCAGACCCAAUCCAUGUGCUGCCAGGCGAUAUCUCUUUAACUGGUUACAUUGGGCUACAGGCACAUUUGCUAGAAUAAUCGCAGUUGGAUCGAUCUUUCUGGGAAUGGAUCUGCCAGCUCUGGAUCUUCGUAACCCUUGGGAUACAUUAGUCAUGGUUGGAUUCAUAGUUUGGCAUGUUGCAGCAGAACUAAUUCUGGAAGCACAUAAUUACAUAAUUACUUCUAAAGCACGGAAACGAGAAGAGGAUAAAUUGGAGAUAAUGGAUUCGAGUGAAUCGAUUGACCCGCAGGGUCAUAGGCUUAAAAUGAUGAUAUUGACAAUCUACAUCUGUGGAAACCUAACAUUUCUGAUAACGUUACUUGUUGGAAUUAGUCUUACUUGAUGAUCAUCCAGAUGCUGCCUGCAUGUUGUCUCCAUUGAUUCUGACCUUGAAGCUGAUGUCACCUGAUCUUUUUCUCAUGACCGUAGUGUCAUUUCUUGCUCGUCAUGCACCGGACCGAAGAUUCAUCAGGCAGAGAACUUAAAUACUUCUUCAAAAAACUCUUAGGGGCCUGUCCCACUUGGCGAUUUUUUCGGCGACUGCCGGCAUCAUUGACUGACGUAUCAGGUCACCGAAAAAUUUGCGGCGU